CGUCAACGCUAACUUCAUCUUUUCAUCUUUAAACCCUCUUCUUGUCUUUCAGUUUUGUGGGAGACAAUCCUCCGGGAUUUAUCUCAAGAUUCUAGUCAAUUUGUUAUCUGUAUUUCGACUUAUCAAGAGAAUAUCUCUGUUGCCACACUCUUAAACGCCCGUAUUUGCGGAGUUCUUGCUGCUCUGAAUCUCUAAUUACAUCUUCGAAACUACAAUUGUUCAUGACAUAUAUCUUCUCUUUCGAUCUUGCGCAAGAGAAUACCUCUAUUGGCUCUUUUUGCGUGUUGUUUUCAAACCACAUAAUUAAUUUCAUUUCUGUUUCAACAUCACAUUCAUUUAAGUUAGAACCUGCCUUCAGAGGCUACAACUCUACCUGAGAGCUGGUAACAGCCACCAGGCAGCCCUUCUUCCAUUACUCCUGGCAAAUCUUCCAUUUUAAAGUCAACUGAUACCUCCCAGUUCCAAGAAUAUACCUAUCAAGAUAUAUAUAUCAUUUGGUCCCAAUGACGUCGGAGCCAUCAGCGUUGGGGAUUCCAGCCCCUCACCCUGACCCUAACCCGCACCCUGGAAAUGGAUCCCCAGAGGACAAGGUUCGCAAGUUUAUUACAGAACUCCUGGAUUCGCUCAUAGAUGGCCUAACGAGAGCUGACGGAUGCCCGUCAAUCACUCUAAGACGGCGCUCAAAUCAUGCCCAAUUCUCGGUAAAUCCGGAAACAUGCGCUUUACAAUGUGACACUGCUGACCUUUCCUGCACCUAUUCAUGGCCAGGGAAAACCGUGUUAGAAGGUUGGCGUUUCGCGGUCCUGUUGCGAAUCCUUGGACAUAUAUCAGAGGCCAUUCGGGGUGAUUUCGUUAGCUCGAAGCGGGAUAUCUACUAUCUUGAUCCUGUUUACUUUGGAUCCCAGAGUGUAGUAGACCGAUGCAUUGACGACAUUGCCUGUACGAUUGGUGUCGAUAGGACAGCGUUGCACGUGGCAGCAGCAGCCAAAGGACUUCUUGUGGGAAGCUUCAACAUCACACUUAACGAUGACUCCGUGGUAGACCCGGGCGUUCAUUCUGAGGGCAUGCUCGUUCCUCGGGCUGAAACGGUCAGGAACUUCGACAUCUCAGCUGUUCGAUGGAUUCUGGUUAUCGAGAAAGAGGCGACAUUCCACAGGUUGGCAACUGCUAACUACCACAAAACUUCUGCUGCCGGCCCAGGGAUCCUUAUCACGGCGAAGGGGUACCCAGACAUCUGCACCCGUGCAUUCCUCCACUUAUUAUCCAGAACCCCAGGAUCAGUAUCAGGAGCAUUGCGCUCCAACCAACCUCCUAUUUUCAUGCUAGUUGACAGCGACCCAGACGGCAUUGCUAUCAUGUCUACUUAUAAAUACGGCUCGAGGGCGCAGGCACAUGACAAUCCCAACCUUACCGUUAAUAAAAUGCAGUGGCUUGGCCUUCAAUCCUCCGAAGUUGCUUCUAGAAUUGAAGUAUAUCAGCAGGAUGAUGACGUUCUAAUUCCCCUGACUUCGCGUGACCGGAAGAAGGCUCAGGACAUGUUGUCCCGAAGCCCUGUUUUCGCAGAGGAUGGGCCAGAGCCGGCCUGGAGAGGGGAACUGCAGCAUAUGCUCAUGUCAAAUGUGAAAGCGGAGAUUGAGAUAUUGUAUGAACGGGAGUGGGGUAUUGAGAGAUGGCUGGACAGGAAGUUGCAGACAUUGAUCAAGAGGGUGUUCUAAGCCGUUUCAGGGGAGCGCUGGCGAGAGAUACAAGGAAGAAGGCAACGGUGAUCGUAUAAAAAUCGCUGUAUAAGAACAAAACCAGUCCAUAAAAACUCCACGCCCAAUGAACUAAAACUAAUGAAUCUCUCAAUCAAAGCAAAUCAUGUAUCCACUAACCUAACCCCUACCCCGCUCGAAAACAAGACACAAAAACGCCGAUAACUCACAUUAUAUAAAAGAAAAACAACGCUCUAUGAACCCUUGCUCCUCCAAUUCCCCCCCCUCGUAUCCAAAACUCAAAGCCCUAAACUCCUCCUAACCUCACUACGCACCCUCUUCUCAUACUCGCUCCUCUGAUCCCGCCACAUCUUGGCCGCCUCGACAUUUGCCGGGCUCUCAUCAUUUGGCUCCGCAAGCAUACUCAUGACGGAAAUAAGAAUCUUCUCGACUGAUUGGAUGGGGCUCCAGCGCUCCGACGCAUGCUCGUAGUGGUUCGGGUCGUCCCCUGGCGGAUGCAGGAUGGAGAUGCACACGGUGCCGUUGGGGUAUACUACGUGUAAAGAGUACAAGGGAAAACAUAGUUAGUCGCUUGUAAUGUGCUAUACAUGAACAUGUAAUAAAUAUCCAGGGUGAUCACUACAGCGCGCGCCAUCAUCAUCCAAGCACAGAAGCACAGCCACCGGAUAUUAUAUAUAUUUCACAUACCAUUCGGAUGCCAAACCCCACCACCCAGAAACUUCAUCGUGGGCGGGCUGAGCGGGUAAUCCCUGGGGAACUUGAGUUCAGCAGCGAACACGCCGCCCUCAAAAGGUGUGCCCUCGGGACCCUGGAUCAGCGCCUCCCAGUGAAACAUGUCAUCUUCACUGACGGGCCCGGCUGUUAUGCCGUCUGGUGGGCUGGUGGAGAGGAGCUUGUAUUCGUGAAAAAGGCGCUUCUGGGCGACGGAGGUGGCCAUGAUUGUAUAGUUUUCGUAGUGUAAGUCGCUCUUUAGGCCCUGAGAAGGGGUUUUGCGGAUUGCGGGGGAAGUUUUUGGCGAUGUGUGAUGUGCUGAUAGUGAAAGUGGCGGCGGCUGGCGUUUUGGGGUAUUGUGGCGGACAUAUUACUUGCGAAAACAGAAUUUUCCCAGCCCCCUCUGAAAAUUAGUAGCAAAACACCACCAAAAAAUCAAAAUAUCUGCAUUUC
Blastomyces gilchristii SLH14081 is the source of this 2879-nucleotide messenger RNA. Its product is annotated as meiosis-specific topoisomerase Spo11. The transcript has 6 exons. NCBI's taxonomy places the organism in Eukaryota, Fungi, Ascomycota, Eurotiomycetes, Onygenales, Ajellomycetaceae. Gene Ontology annotation, biological process: meiotic DNA double-strand break processing; meiotic DNA double-strand break formation; reciprocal meiotic recombination. The record is from RefSeq and is a predicted model, not a curated record. The coding region runs from base 504 to 1715 and encodes 403 amino acids. Gene Ontology annotation, cellular component: nuclear chromosome. Gene Ontology annotation, molecular function: ATP binding; DNA topoisomerase type II (double strand cut, ATP-hydrolyzing) activity; DNA binding.